Rhinopithecus roxellana (golden snub-nosed monkey) is the source of this 5674-nucleotide messenger RNA. RefSeq names its product adaptor related protein complex 5 subunit mu 1 (gene AP5M1). Gene Ontology annotation, cellular component: AP-type membrane coat adaptor complex; late endosome; lysosome. Bases 787 to 1602 code for a protein of 271 amino acids. The transcript has 8 exons. The record is from RefSeq and is a predicted model, not a curated record. Lineage: Eukaryota; Metazoa; Chordata; Mammalia; Primates; Cercopithecidae. Gene Ontology annotation, biological process: endosomal transport.
GCUCCCAUUGUCACCGCCUCAUACGCCGGAAGUGGAACUGCGCGCGCCCCGGAGGUUGUCGGGAGGGGCCAGCGAAGAAAACUAGCGGCGGGCAAUCCGAAAGGAGUCUCGACGCUACGGUAUGUGAGGAACUUUGAUCCUUGCCGGCCACCAUUCCGGAAGUGGAAUUUAGAGGAAGAAAAUACCAGAGCUGCUGGGGAUAGGCGGUAUCCAACUGUUGAAAAACGAGCCAGAGUCUUCAAUGGAGCAAGUUAUGUGCCUAUUCCCGAAGAUGGUCCCUUUCUUAAAGCACUGCUCUUUGAACUUAGAUUAUUGGAUGAUGAUAAAGACUUUGUUGAGAGUCGUGAUAGCUGUUCACGCAUCAAUAAAACAUCCAUUUAUGGGCUCUUGAUAGGAGGUGAAGAACUCUGGCCAGUUGUUGCUUUUCUGAAGAAUGACAUUAUAUAUGCUUGUGUUCCACUAGUUGAACAAACUCUGUCCCCUCGUCCGCCAUUAAUUAGUGUUAGUGGAGUUUCACAAGGCUUUGAAUUUCUUUUUGGGAUACAGGAUUUUCUUUAUUCGGGUCAAAAAAAUGACUCUGAGCUAAAUACAAAAUUGAGCCAGUUGCCUGACUUGCUUCUGCAGGCUUGUCCAUUUGGCACUUUAUUAGAUGCCAACUUACAGAAUUCAUUAGAUAAUACCAAUUUUGCAUCUGUGACUCAGCCACAAAAACAGCCAGCUUGGAAAACUGGAACAUACAAAGGAAAACCACAAGUUUCUAUUUCUAUCACUGAAAAGGUAAAAUCCAUGCAGUAUGAUAAACAGGGUGUAGCGGAUACAUGGCAAGUUGUUGGAACAGUGACUUGCAAGUGUGAUUUGGAAGGAAUCAUGCCAAAUGUUACCAUCAGCUUGAAUCUCCCUACCAAUGGAUCUCCACUUCAAGAUAUUCUAGUUCAUCCUUGUGUAACUUCUCUUGACUCUGCAAUUCUGACUUCUAGUAGUAUUGAUGCAAUGGAUGACUCUGCAUUUAGUGGGCCUUACAAAUUUCCAUUCACUCCACCUUUAGAGUCAUUCAACUUAUGCUACUACACUUCCCAGGUCCCUGUCCCACCAAUUUUGGGAUUUUAUCAAAUGAAGGAGGAAGAAGUACAACUAAGAAUAACCAUUAAUUUAAAACUUCACGAAAGUGUAAAAAAUAAUUUUGAAUUCUGUGAAGCUCAUAUACCUUUUUACAAUAGAGGUCCAAUUACACAUUUGGAAUACAAAACUAGUUUUGGCCAGCUCGAAGUAUUUCGAGAGAAAAGCUUAUUAAUCUGGAUUAUUGGCCAGAAGUUCCCAAAAUCAAUGGAAAUUAGUCUUUCUGGAACUGUAACUUUUGGAGCCAAGAGCCAUGAGAAGCAGCCAUUUGACCCAAUUUGUAUUGGAGAAACAGCAUAUUUAAAGCUUCAUUUUAGGAUCUUAGAUUACACGCUUACUGGGUGUUACGCAGAUCAGCAUUCAGUUCAAGUUUUUGCAUCAGGAAAACCAAAAAUAAGUGCAUACCGGAAACUAAUUUCUUCUGAUUAUUACAUCUGGAAUUCUAAAGCCCCUGCUCCAGUAACAUAUGGAUCAUUAUUACUGUAAUAGUCUCAUGUUUAAAUGGGAUUAUAUAAUGAUAACAGUUUGAAGGAAAUCAUAAUCUUAUGUUUUUAAUGUGGAUGCAUAUAACCUGUGAGUGAAAAAUCACUGAAUGAUUUAAUUAUAAAAGUAGUCUUAUUUAGUGUUUGUAGUCUGAUAGAACUUGAAAGGAUGUUUUAAAAGCUAAUGUCUCCAAUUUUGUUAACCUUUGAUUUUAUGCCAGUAUAAUUCAGAACAUAGAAAAGUAAUGAUUCACUUGGGCUCAUUUUAGACUAGUCCUGGGUCACCCUGCCACACUUGUUUCUUAGUGUUUCUGUGGCAAACAUUGCUAAUCAAGUAUAGCCCUUUUCUGUACUGAGCGUUGGAUAAAGGGUCAGGCUCCUUUUCAAAAGUUCAGAGAUUCAGGGUUGUAGAUGAUGUGCAAUAUAAAAACUAUUUUCUCUUCCAAAUCUAAGUACUAAGCUCCUAGUAUAAGGUGUUGUUGCAGAAUACCAGAGGUCAUGUUAGAAACAACUACAUCUCUUCAAAAAACAGCCAACAGAGACAAAGGAAAAGUGUUUAAGUAGUAACCUGUUCUUCUUAAUCAGAACUAUCCUAUUGACUAAUAAAGAAUCUGCAUAAUUCUACUUUUCUACUUAAGGUGUGUAAUCUCUGUUCUAGAGUUAGUUUUUAAGUAAGCUUGUUAAUCUGCCACAAUGACAUUUUGCUUAGGAUGUCAGUAGCCAUAUUAAGGUGUGUGGAAUAGCUUCAGAAGAUGAUCAUAGUGUUUUGUAAUCGUUUAAUGUCUGCAGCUAAAUUUUUAAAGGUAAUUUAGAUCUAAUACUGCUCUUUCUGUGUCUUAUUAUGUUAAAAUUAAUGAAUGAAUUCUGGUAAAAAUUCAAAAGGCACUCUGUGGGUAGAGAGUAUCAUUUAAGCUUAUUUUAGUCACAUGUAGUAUAUAUCUCCUUAAAGCUGUCACUCUCACUUUCUUACCAUUCUCUUGAUUUCUUCAGAAACCAUCUAAUCAUCAUCUUUAUUCUCUACUUACUUCUGCAAUUAUAUGUCAUAAUUAUGUUUUCAGAGCAGUUCAUUGUCAAGUUGGACUUUAAGUGACCAUUCAAGAAAAGAUGAAAUCUCACGAACCUCAAAACUUCAUUCAUGUUUUUUUACAGAUUAGAAAAAAAUACGCAUUAAAGAUUAAUGCUCAAUUUGAUAAUAUCUUGGGUUCUGUUUUUUAAUGAGUCUUCUAAGGAAAAGCUUAGAAAAUCUGCUAACUCCUCAAAAAAGAGCAUGAUAGUUUAAAGGGAUAGUGCAUAUAAAUUUAGGAUUUGAAAUAUGAUUUUUAAAUUAAGGUCAGUCCUACUCAUAAACUCAUUUUCUGCAAAGCAUUAUCAUGGCAUAAGGUUCUAUGUUCAAAAUUAUCCCUGCCUGACCAGGACUUUAACUUGUUAUUCUAGCUUAAUCAUAGAUAAUCAGCAGUGAAAACUUUCCUUUAGAAAGAAGAAAAUAUCAUUCCCUGUAAGUUAUUUGAUCUCUUUUAAACUCAAAUAAAGCUUAACAUUUCACUUAUGUUGAUAAGUUAAUGGUAAUGGAGCCAUUUGGAAUCUUGAUUGUAUAAAUGUUUACCAAAUACACUAAGGUAAGCAAGAGGCAUUUAUCUAGUGAGUAGGCAAAGAUUUAAUAUAAUAAUCCCCUAGGCAAAAGUUUAUAAGCAGUUAGAAAAAUCAGUGAAUCUUCUGUUUGACAUUUCUAGAAACCGGAGGAAAAUCUAGGGUGUCCUGGAAAAGUGAUGAGGUGUUGGGGAACCUGAUGCCAUCUGUUGCCAUUCCAUUCUAACAUAGUGCUACAGAACUGAACCAACUUAGGUUUUCAUCCCAUUGAGAUCAGCUGGGCACACUGUGAUGCUUUUGAUUUUGUCUAGAAACCUGUCACUUCAGGAUAAUUUCUGAAGACAAAGUCUGUUUCCCGUUUGGUAGGUGACCUGUUUAAUGUUUUCCCUGUGUCUGGGAACUCCUUAGUGUAAUUAGCGACCUUUGAACUCCACAACUAAUCCUGAGCUAUUUUGUAUUCCUUACUCAUCUUUAAGGCUGGACCUUUCUUUUCUUCAGAGUCCGCUGCCACAAUUAAAGAAGAAACAGCUGCAUUUCAAAGGGAUUCCGAUUCCAGAAGCUUAAUCGUGAUUGACAUGUUCUUAUUCUAAGCUAUAAGACACUCUAAGAGUCCUUUCUUGGGUUAAAACUUCAAUCAUUUUCUAAAAAAUUAUCUCACUAUGGAUUUUAUUCAUUUUCUUUGAUAACUAUUCUUUGCCUUUUUAACUUGAAAGAUGCUUUGCGUUUGCAGUGAAUAUGAGCAACUACUUCCAGUGAAAGAUUUGGAUAGUGUCAGACUUUCUCUAGAUGCAAAAUUGCUAAAUUCCCUUUUACUGCCAAAAUAUGAUUAUGAAAUCUGAUGUCUAUCACAUAGGUAGUUAUUCUUCAAUAAAUUCAAAAGGUUAAAAAAAAAAGUGUUAAAUUUUUUAGAAUGAACUCCAGAAAAGAUGGUUCAUGAUUUUGUAAACUCUUAUUUUCUCUGUUUUUUACUAAACAAUAUUUUAAAAACUUUUUAAAGCCAGCAAUAUAGUACUCAGGCAAUACACCCUUACGGUAGUGGCAUUUUUUUUUUUUUUUUUUUUUUUUUUUUUACUUUUUAAGUAAUUGAUUCAAAUGUCAAGUUUGAAGUAGUCUUGUCAGGAAUUCCGAUGACAAUUUGUUUAAAAAAAUUUUGUAUUAAACAUUAGUCUGUCCCAUAAAAUAGUUUCAUUUUUUCACACCAAUUCAGUAUUUCUAUUGGAUUAAAAUUACGGUGUUUUUAUACAUUGUAUGAUUUAAGAUCUUUCAAGGCAGACAUUUAUACUUAGUAACAAUUGCCAAUUUUUUUUCCGUUUUUUGUUAUAGUAUUUCAAAAUACUUCAUAGACAUUGAUAGACUCCUACACUACCCCUGGGAGCUAGGUAGGUGGAAUUAUCAUCCAGGACUUCUGUAGGGACUGCUGCCACAACAGAAUGGUUGUUCCUAAGACAAAGGUCAAAAAAAGGGGUGUUAAUAAACAGUCCUCAGGUUUAAGGGACUUUUUUAGGAUUACAUCUUAAAUUCCAACAAAUCAGAUUUAGGAGUUACUGAAAGUGAAAUUGAUCCAUCCCUCAUCCAAACUUUGCAAUACUUUCCUGUUCUGACAUCAUUUAGAUAGUUAGCUGUAUUAUCAGAUUAGAAACCAUUGUACCAGGCUGCUGAAAGGAAAAGGAGGCAAAAAGCUAAACAUGGGAUGAAUUCUGAACCUUUUAACCUGGCUGAAGUACGUUGGUCCCUGUUAUGCAAAUACCUUCAAUCCUCUGCUAAGUUCAGUGGAAAUAAUUUUCUUGAAUGACAGGUUUAUUCAGCAAGGAUUCAGUUGGUGAUUAAUCCCCCUUUGAUCUAGGGUAUUUCACUUAACUACCAGUUACCUCGUUCUGACAAAGUGCAACUGAGAUUAGGGAGAUCACUAGAACACUACCAGGGUGUGCGUUUAUUCUCUAUAACCUUUUAAAGCAAGGGCCAAGAAUGCAAUUUAUUUUCAGUAUUUGAAGAUGUAAAGUCCUGUCUGCUAAGUUAGAAAGUCAAUUGAAUACCAAAUGAAGUUUAUUUCUUACGUAAUAGAACAAACAUUUCUUUUUGCUUUGCCUAACAAUGAUAUUAGGAAACAUAGGCUUUGAAGAAAGAAGAAACAAAGACUACAUUCUAAGUAUUGCUUCUAGUUUUGUUUCAUGCACUAGAGUAUACUUACUGGCCCUGAGAUAACCCAAAAAUCAAAGCAGUGGCUACAACUUAGGCUGAGAAAAUGCUUCUGUUUCAUUAAGCUGCAUGGUUUCUUCUCACCUUUCCCCCUACCACCACCACCACCAUUAGAAAAUGUCAUACUGUGUGGUAAAGAAAUCCAGUUGAGGAAAAUGUGUUGUAGUACACGGUUAUCCACCUUAAGACUAAUGAUUUUGAAGCUUUGUUAAUUAUUUCUUUUCUUGAGGCAAAGGAGCUUCUUAUGUUUCCAUUAUAAGAAUAAUUGCAUUCAUUUUCAGAACGCUUUUUUU